CGUGGAUCUGUCCCUGGGAGCUCAACCAAACCCUUUUUUUAUUUUUAUUUUUUUUAUUUAUAAUUUUAUUUUUGUUUGGAUAGAGAAUUACAAAUUGAGUAGGCCGCAGCCACUUUAGGACAUAAUGGGUGCCGGUGGGUUUCAUUUCAGCGCCGCCGUGGCCCUUCUUUUCCUAAAUUCAAUUGCGGCGGCGGCGGCGGCGGCGGUGAACGUGACGGGCAGCCUGCAGGGGUGCAACAUAUUCCGGGGGAAGUGGGUGUACGAUGCGUCGUAUCCACUCUACAAUUACGCCACGUGUCCCUUCAUCGACGACGAAUUUAACUGCCUCAAAUUCAAGAGGCCGGACCAGGCCUACCUUAAGUACAGGUGGCAGCCCUUCUCCUGCAACCUCCCCAGGUUUAAUGGGGUGGCGUUCUUGCAGAGGUUUAAGGGGAAGAAGAUCAUGUUUGUGGGUGACUCACUGAGUUUCAAUAUGUGGCAAUCAUUGGGGUGCAUGAUUCAUUCCUGGGUCCCCAGCUCCAGGACCUCCUUCACCAGACGGGAUGGACUCUCCGAGAUCGCCUUCCUGGAUUAUGACUUCCGGUUGCUGCUGUAUCGGACGCCAUACUUGGUGGACAUGGAGAAGCAGCAGAACGUGGGCACAGUUCUGAAGCUGGACUCCAUCCGAAGCGGCGACUCCUGGCUCGGAAUGGACAUGCUCAUCUUCAACACCUGGCACUGGUGGACUCACACCAAGGCUUCUCAAUCUCAGCCGUGGGAUUACAUCGAAGAAGGAGGCAAGCUCUACAAGGACAUGAACCGUCUGGUAGCAUUCUACAAAGGCCUAACGACGUGGGCAAGAUGGGUCAAUCGCAACGUCGAUCCUUCCAAAACCAAGGUCUUCUUCCAAGGGAUUUCCCCCACGCAUUAUCUAGGGAGGGAGUGGAACGAGCCGUCCAAGUCCUGCAAAGGGGAGAGUCAGCCGUACUUCGGAUUGAAGUAUCCGGCGGGGACUCCGAUGGCGGGCGUGGUGGUGGAGAAGGUGCUGAGCAGGAUUAAGAAGCCGGUGUACUUGCUGGACGUCACGCUGCUGUCGCAGUACAGGAAGGAUGGUCAUCCGACGUCUUACAGCAUCCACAACGGGCUCGACUGCAGCCAUUGGUGCCUCCCCGGAUUGCCGGAUACCUGGAAUUUGUUGCUCUAUACAGCACUAUUUUCCGGCUAGGAAUAGGAUACUUUUGGAUUGGAUUGUCCAUUUCUGUUUUGUGUUUUUUUGUGGGGAGAAGUGUUGAAUAAGAAGAACUAAUUGAUGAUCGAUGAUGUAUCGAUAGAUGAUUGUAUUCAAUUGUGUAGGAUGAAAGGCAGACAGAGAAAUUCAUUGUUUUUUAUAUAUAUAUUUAUAUUUAUAUGAA
Molecule: messenger RNA, 1391 nt
Organism: Andrographis paniculata
Lineage: Eukaryota; Viridiplantae; Streptophyta; Magnoliopsida; Lamiales; Acanthaceae
Product: protein trichome birefringence-like 39
Exons: 5
Coding region: 125-1204 (359 amino acids)
Cellular component (GO): Golgi apparatus
Molecular function (GO): O-acetyltransferase activity
Source: RefSeq, a predicted model, not a curated record